Nematostella vectensis (starlet sea anemone) is the source of this 1772-nucleotide messenger RNA. Its product is annotated as fibroblast growth factor receptor-like 1. The transcript has 5 exons. Gene Ontology annotation, molecular function: fibroblast growth factor receptor activity; fibroblast growth factor binding. NCBI's taxonomy places the organism in Eukaryota, Metazoa, Cnidaria, Anthozoa, Actiniaria, Edwardsiidae. Bases 505 to 1491 code for a protein of 328 amino acids. The record is from RefSeq and is a predicted model, not a curated record. Gene Ontology annotation, cellular component: plasma membrane.
GUAAAUAAACAAACGAAAGCAAGGUAAAGGAUCGGAUAUGAUUGGCUAGUUUCAAGCGUGACGUAUGCACGCGUAAAUUAGUGGGAUCGUAAGUGCGCGCGAGCCUUGGCGUGCUGUCAUUUAAGUCUUAUGAACCGAGUUUAGUUGGACAAGCUUAUUUUGACAAGGGCGCUGAGGAUUUCAUGAUUGAAGGCUCGCAGAUUGGUGUCGCAUGUGCUGCAGCGAGCAAGAGUUCUUAUGGAAUGUUUAUGAGUCCAAUCUGUGUGCGAGCUUGAGGAAAUGGACCGAUUGUGACCAUCCAAUCAGCAGUGACAUAGCCCGGUUCAGCACGAUAAAAGCUUUGUCGCCAGCCCAAAAGACGCCCUUUGCGGAGAAAACCCUCCGCGCUGCUGAUUCAAUCAGAGGCACGUUAAGAAACAGAGAAGGACCGACAUAGCACGCGCGAUAUCCACCCCUUACAAGAACAACACACGGAAACACAGAGAGACUUUAAACGAAAACGCCAUGCAUGCCACUGACGUAUCGCUUGUGUUGUUACUUCUUCGCGGUAUAGCGGCUCUGGCUACAUCAUCUAGAGGUCCCCCAUACUUUGCUCAACAGCAGAAGAUGAAGGGCACGUUUAUUGCAUGGCCGGCGUGGCAUACUAUCAAACUCAAGUGUAAAGCUGAGGGAACACCACCAUUGACAUUCACCUGGUUAAAGAACGGAAAACCCAUAACCCAUCGCAGGCUCCAGCCCGGCCUCAAAACUAAUCAAUGGUACCUGCGCCUGCGAGACUUGGUUCCAGCGGACACUGGUGAUUACACAUGCGUGGUGUCAAAUCCGUAUGGCCAGAUUAAUCACACAUACACGCUGCAAGUCGUGAUGAAAUUACGUACGAAGCCAAUACUAAAAUGCGACUAUCCCAAAAACACCACUUCCGACAUAGGUAAAAAUGCUACCCUAGCCUGCAUUGUAGCGGUCAGCGGUACACUACCCGACUUCCGGUGGAUACGAUGGAAUAGUGUGCCUAAUGGGCCCAUCGACCUCGAGAGAGGGAAGUUUACCGUCAUAGACCCCAUACACUAUAAGACAAUACCAGUCGGCGGUGACUCCCAAGAGUCUGGGGUGGAGCUUCGUCUGGAGAAUCUGACGGAGCGGGAGUUUGGGCUCUACACAUGCGUAGUCAGUAAUCACCUGGGCCGUGAUUACAGAAGUGCGUUUCUAUGGAGACGAAAACCAAAAAGACCUUCUCAAGCAAUCACACGAAAUUCUGUUGACAAAAGCGAGACGCCAACUGCAAAUUUACAAACGUCAAGAACCUCGACGCCGCUCGUAAUCACAAAUGAGAUGUCAGACGCAGCAACGAGCACCGCGGCCGAGCCGCGUAUCCCAUUAAGCGUGUUCAUAGGCGUUCUUUCCGCCUGGGCCACACUGACGGUCGCCGCCCUCAUAUGGUGUCACCUCCGAGUCAAGAAAAGCACCAGCGACAAGCAUGAAUCUUGGCUCUAGAGCCGCACCAGCCUGGUGUUAUGUCUGGUCUUCCUGUGGUGAUGUCAUAUUGCCAACAGGGAGCCCGUAGCACCACAGGAAAACCGAAAAGAAAGCCAUGGCCUAGGCUGAAUGAAAUUGGACCUCACGACUGCGUACAUGACAUUUUAGAUCUAGAAUAAUAUUUAAUCUUCGAACGUUUGUUAUCUUAUUCAAUAGCGGUGUUAUAUAGAAAAUGGAAACAAAAGUAACAAUUGAGGUGUUAUACAUGCGAGGGAAUGCUUAUAAACUCUCAAAGGCGU